This is a messenger RNA of Argentina anserina (silverweed cinquefoil), 1992 nucleotides long. RefSeq names its product probable WRKY transcription factor 14. Gene Ontology annotation, cellular component: nucleus. The coding region runs from base 203 to 1699 and encodes 498 amino acids. Gene Ontology annotation, molecular function: transcription cis-regulatory region binding; DNA-binding transcription factor activity. Lineage: Eukaryota; Viridiplantae; Streptophyta; Magnoliopsida; Rosales; Rosaceae. The record is from RefSeq and is a predicted model, not a curated record. The transcript is spliced from 3 exons. Gene Ontology annotation, biological process: regulation of DNA-templated transcription.
CAUCGAUCACCAGCUAAACUCGUUUUCUUAAUUUCUCUCUUCAUCUCUCUGCAAGGAUUCCAUGUCUGCUGAAUCAGAGUGAUAUUAAUCAGACACAACCUGAAACCCCAAAGUAUUAGCAUAUUGCAGUUGUACGUCAGCUAGGGUUGAUUCAAAUGCCGGUUAUUUUGCUGAUCUCCCAUACUAGCUAGUCAGUAGUAUCAUGUGCAGCUUGUCUAUGCCAAUUGGGAUGGAGAAUUAUCAAGGCGAUUUAACUGAUAUACUUCGAGCUGGCGCUGCUACAGGUUCGUCCUCAUCGUCGGCUUAUCAUUCCGAAACAAUGAAUUCCGACAACUGGCAGUUUUCCUCCGAUGAUAAUCAUUCUAUGAAAUUCUCGACAUCAUUAGCCAUGGAAGAAGAAGUAGAAGAUGCAAGAGACAACUUCGGCGAUCCGUUUUCAUCGUACAUACGCGAUCCGCUUCUUCACGAGCUGUCGUCAACUUCCACCGGCGGCUUCUUCAGCAGCCCGAAUUCGACCUCAGAAAUGAAUAUCAGUGUAGAUAUGGAAGCUCGUCCGGCGCCGUUUGGGGCACAUGUACUUGGUCACCAUCAUCAGGGUGAAGUUAUAAAAAGGCCUAGCAACAACAUAUUCUCUCGUAUGCUUCAGAUCUCCCCCGGCAAGCUAGGCGGAGACGUGUCGGGGUGCGAUUCGGUCGCGGUGUUGGGGUCGCCGAGGGGAGGAGGAGUAGGAGGAGGAAUCAAGGCGGGGCCUGGUGGUGUUAUGGCUGGAAGCGACAUGAUUAAUGCAAACAGCUCAAAAGGUUGCUUGCUCGAGAACACCGGAGUUGGGGUGCAGAUCUCAUCUCCACGGAAUCCGGGUAUCAAGCGAAGAAAGAGCCAGGCGAAGAAGGUUAUAUGCAUUCCAGCGCCAGCAGCAGCAAACAGUAGACCAACUGGAGAAGUAGUUCCAUCUGAUCUGUGGGCAUGGAGAAAGUACGGUCAGAAACCCAUCAAAGGUUCACCUUAUCCGAGAGGUUACUAUAGGUGCAGCAGCUCAAAGGGUUGCUCAGCAAGGAAACAAGUAGAACGCAGCCGGACUGAUCCAAACAUGUUGGUCAUCACCUACACUUCCGAGCACAACCAUCCCUGGCCAACCCAGAGAAAUGCUCUCGCCGGCUCAACCCGAUCCCAGCCUUCUAAAGCCGGUGCCGGUACAAAGACCGCUCCUAAUACUGCUCAGCGCCAAAAGCCAAAUAGCCCAGCAAAGGAAGAACAAAAGGCUGCAGUUGACAGCAUGGACGAGAAUAAUCACGUACCGUCUCCGGUUAAUGCAACUGUAGGGAGUAGUUCAACAGUUAAAGAAGAGUUUGAGGACAUUGAGAACCUGCAAUUGGAGGUUGAUCAUCACCAUCACCAUCAUCAGAAUGAUAGUGAUCAUCACCAGUUCAGUAAUCAUGAACAAGGGUUUCCUUAUAGACCAUCAAUGCCUGAACAUUCCAGUAACCAAUCAGAGGAUUUCUUUGCUGAUUUAGGAGAAAUUGAGGCUGACCCACUACACCUCUUGUUCUCUCAAUGUUUCACUGAAGAUGAACAGAUAAAGGGAAGAAACAAGUGUGCCUUGGAUCCAUUUAAUCUCUUCGAUUGGUCUGGGGAUCAAAACACCAACAUCAACCUCAACAACGAUCCUUCAUUUGGUCAAGAAGCAAAGAGGCGUCUAUAACGAGGGCACCCUUGGAACAACUUAACAUCCCCCAACUAAACAAGAGUUAAGACUACUUUUUCUAAGUUAGUUUUGGUGGUAAUGAUUUUAUAUGAAUCUUCCGGCCGUGUGUAUUGAGUACGUAAGACGAACCACAUUUUUAUAUCACAUACAUUAGAUAACUUUGUCGCGAUUAGUAAUUACUACAUUAGUUAUUAUGCGACACGUUAUUCCAUAUAAGUAAUGUCUGUUCGCUAAUGCGGUCUAAAAAUGUAGUUGAUUUACUGUUGUAUUUUGUUUAAAUUUUACGUGAC